Messenger RNA from Encephalitozoon hellem ATCC 50504, 1422 nucleotides. Its product is annotated as aspartyl-tRNA synthetase. The coding region runs from base 1 to 1422 and encodes 473 amino acids. NCBI's taxonomy places the organism in Eukaryota, Fungi, Microsporidia, Unikaryonidae. The record is from RefSeq and is a predicted model, not a curated record. Gene Ontology annotation, biological process: aspartyl-tRNA aminoacylation. Gene Ontology annotation, cellular component: aminoacyl-tRNA synthetase multienzyme complex; cytosol; cytoplasm. The transcript has a single exon. Gene Ontology annotation, molecular function: aspartate-tRNA ligase activity; RNA binding; ATP binding.
AUGGAGACGCAGCUUUCUAAGAUUUGUUUAAGCGGGAUAACUGAAAUAAGAGACCUGGAUGGAAGCCUUGACGGGAAGUGUGUGAGGGUACGGGGGUUUGCUCUCAAGGUUUCGUGCACAGGAAAGUAUGUAUUUAUAGUCCUGCGAGACAACGGAUGUACGAUUCAAUGCAUGUGUGAAAAGCCCAUUGAUGGAAAGGGAGAUGUAACACCGCAGGAAUUCAACUUGCUUAAGAAGGUGACGCACGAGUCCUUUAUUGAGGUAAGGGGGAGGGUGAUUCGGCAGGAGACGGAGAUAUCUGGAUGCACCAAGAAGGACAUAGAAGUCCGCAUUCUCGGGUUCGAUAUUCUGAGUGCUGCCGACAAGAACCUGCCGUUCAUAAUGAAGGAUGCCUCUGCAACGAUUGAGGAGAGAGAAAAAAAUCCAACGCUUCAGAAUGUUGCAUACCACAUCAGGCUCGACAACAGGGCAAUGGAUCUUCGGACUCCGCAGGCGAGGGCUACCUUCCGUGUGAUAGACGGGGUGAUGUUUUUCUUCCGAGACUAUCUCAGGAGGAAUGGGUUUGUGGAGAUAAAGACAUCGAAGCUGAUUGAGAGCUCCAGCGAGGGAGGAGCCAAUCUCUUCAGUGUAGACUACUUUAAGAGAAAGGCGUUUAUGGCGCAGAGUCCCCAGCUGUAUAAGCAGAUGGCGAUUGUGGGAGGGCUGAAGAGAGUGUGUGAGAUAGGGCAUGUCUAUCGCGCAGAAGAGUCUAACAUCAACAGGUAUCUUAGCGAGUUUGUGGGGCUUGAUAUGGAGAUGGAGAUAUCGACGGACUACAACGAUGUGAUUACAUUCAUCCACUCGAUGCUUGUAAGCAUUUUCGAUGGCCUGAAGAAGGAGUACAAGGAUGAGCUGGAGACGAUCAGGACUUUCCACUGUUUCGAGGACAUUAAGUACAACACCCAGCCAGUUGUCCUGACGCACAGGGAAUGUGUGGAUCUUCUUUUGAAGGAGGGAGUUGAGAUGGGGUAUGAGGACGAUUUCAAUAGUGAAAACGAGAAGAAGCUAGGAUCUAUAGUGAAGAGGAUGCAUGGUGUUGACAUCUUUGUGAUAAAGGACUAUCCUGUAUGCACGAGGCCUUUCUAUACAUACAGAGAUGAGGAAAGGGGAGUGACAAGGUCGUAUGACUUUAUUCUCCGGGGAGAAGAGAUCCUGUCUGGUGCACAAAGAGUCAAUGUUUACAAGGAUCUGGUCAGAUAUGUUGAGGAGCGCGGGAUAACUCCGUCCUCUCUUGGAGGAUACCUGGAGUCGUUUAAGUAUGGCGCUCCUCCGCACGGGGGAUGUGGGAUUGGACUUGAGAGGCUAAUGAAGGCAUACUUUGGAAUGGGGGAUAUAAGGUGCUUUUCGCUGUUUCCUAGAGAUCCCAACAGACUCUAUCCUUAA